Pipistrellus nathusii (Nathusius's pipistrelle) is the source of this 4143-nucleotide messenger RNA. The record is from the annotation of a GenBank genome assembly. Lineage: Eukaryota; Metazoa; Chordata; Mammalia; Chiroptera; Vespertilionidae.
AUGAGCGCGGAGGCGGGCGAGGGCAUCACCUUCUCCGUGCCGCCCUUAGCGCACUCGGGCCUCUGCGCCCUCGCCGAGAGCGGCGGCUGCUGCGGGGGAGCGGCGGCGGCGGCCGAGGGCGAAGGGGACCAGCUGCCCCCGCCGCCCGCGGGCAGCUUCUGGAACGUGGAGAGCGCCGCCGCCGCCCCGGGCCCCGGGUGUCCCGCCGCCGCCGCCGCCGCGGGGAGCAGCGCCGUCCGUUGCCGGGGCAACUCCGGCGGCGGGGGAGGCGGCCGGCGGACCACGGUGGCCUAUGUGAUCAACGAGGAGAGCCAGGGGCAGCAGGUGGGGUCCGAGGCCGAGGCCCUGCAGAGCCUGCGGGAGGCGUGCGAGACGGUGGGCGCCACGCUGGAGACUCUGCAUUUCGGGAAACUGGACUUUGGGGAGACCUCGGUGCUGGACCGCUUUUACAAUGCAGAUAUUGCUGUGGUGGAGAUGAGUGAUGCCUUCCGGCAGCCGUCCUUGUUUUACCACCUUGGAGUGAGAGAAAGUUUCAGCAUGGCCAACAACAUCAUCCUCUACUGCGAUGCAAACUCAAACUCCCUGCAGUCACUGAAGGAAAUCAUUUGCCAGAAGAAUACUAUGUGCACUGGGAAUUACACCUUCGUCCCCUACAUGGUGACUCCACACAACAAGGUCUACUGCUGUGACUGCAGCUUCAUGAAGGGGCUGUCAGAGCUCAUGCAGUCCAACUUCGAGCUGCUUCUGGGACCCAUCUGCUUACCUCUUGUGGAUCGUUUCAUUCAACUUCUGAACGUGGCACAAGCUGGCUCCAGCCAGUAUUUCCGGGAAUCUAUACUCAAUGAUAUCAGGAAAGCUCGUAAUUUAUACACUGGUAAAGAACUGGCAGCUGAAUUGGCAAGAAUUCGGCAGCGAUUAGAUAAUAUUGAAGUCUUGACAGCAGAUAUUGUCAUAAAUCUGUUACUUUCCUACAGAGAUAUACAGGAAUAUGAUUCUAUUGUGAAGCUGGUAGAGACUUUAGAAAAGCUGCCAACCUUUGAUUUGGCCUCCCAUCAUCAUGUGAAGUUUCAUUAUGCAUUUGCACUGAAUAGGAGAAAUCUCCCUGGAGAUAGAGCAAAAGCUCUUGAUAUUAUGAUUCCCCUGGUGCAAGGUGAAGGGCAAGUAGCUUCAGACUUGUAUUGCCUAGUUGGGCGAAUCUACAAAGACAUAUUUUUGGACUCGAAUUUCAUGGACACUGAGAGUAGAGACAAUGGAGCUUUUUGGUUCAAAAAGGCAUUUGAAAGUGAGCCUACACUACAGUCAGGAAUUAAUUAUGCAGUUCUUCUUCUGGCAGCUGGACACCAGUUUGAAUCUUCCUUUGAGCUCCGGAAAGUUGGGGUGAAGCUUAGCAGCCUUCUUGGUAAAAAGGGAAACUUGGAAAAACUCCAGAGCUACUGGGAAGUUGGAUUUUUUCUGGGGGCCAGUGUCCUGGCCAAUGACCACUUGAGAGUCAUUCAAGCAUCUGAAAAGCUUUUUAAACUGAAGACACCCGCAUGGUACCUCAAGUCUAUUGUAGAGACAAUUUUGAUAUAUAAACAUUUUGUGAAAUUGACUACAGAGCAGCCUGUGGCUAUACAGGAACGUGUGGACUUCUGGAUGGACUUCCUGGUCGAAGCCACAAAGACAGAUGUUACUGUAGUUAGGUUUCCAGUAUUAAUAUUAGAACCAACCAAAAUCUAUCAGCCUUCAUAUUUGUCUAUCAACAAUGAAGUUGAGGAAAAGACAAUAUCUAUUUGGCAUGUGCUUCCUGAUGACGAGAACGGUAUACAUGAGUGGAACUUCAGUGCUUCUUCCAUUAGGGGAGUGAGUAUUUCUAAGUUUGAAGAACGAUGCUGUUUUCUUUAUGUGCUUCACAAUUCUGAUGAUUUCCAAAUCUAUUUCUGUACCGAACUUCAUUGUAAAAGGUUUUUUGAAAUGGUGAACACCAUUACCGAAGAGAAGGGGAGAGGCGUGGAGGAAGGAGACUGUGAAGGUGACUCCCUGGAGUAUGACUAUGAAUAUGACGAAAAUGGUGACAGAGUCGUUUUAGGAAAAGGCACGUAUGGAAUAGUCUACGCAGGUCGAGACCUGAGCAACCAAGUCAGGAUCGCCAUUAAGGAAAUCCCAGAGAGAGAUAGCAGAUACUCCCAGCCCCUGCAUGAAGAAAUAGCAUUGCAUAAGCAUCUAAAGCACAAGAAUAUUGUCCAGUAUCUGGGUUCUUUCAGUGAGAAUGGUUUCAUUAAAAUCUUCAUGGAGCAGGUUCCAGGAGGAAGUCUUUCGGCUCUCCUUCGUUCAAAAUGGGGCCCCUUGAAAGACAAUGAGCAGACAAUUGGAUUUUAUACAAAGCAAAUACUGGAAGGAUUAAAAUACCUCCAUGACAAUCAGAUAGUUCACCGGGAUAUAAAGGGUGACAAUGUGUUGAUUAACACCUACAGUGGUGUUCUCAAGAUCUCCGACUUCGGGACAUCAAAGAGGCUUGCUGGCAUAAACCCAAGCACCGAAACGUUUACUGGUACCCUUCAGUACAUGGCACCAGAAAUCAUAGACAAAGGACCCAGAGGCUAUGGGAAGGCAGCAGACAUUUGGUCCUUGGGUUGCACCAUCAUCGAAAUGGCCACAGGGAAGCCGCCCUUUUAUGAACUGGGAGAACCACAAGCAGCGAUGUUCAAGGUGGGAAUGUUUAAAGUCCACCCGGAGAUCCCGGAGUCCAUGUCAGCAGAGGCCAAGGCAUUCAUCCUGAAGUGUUUUGAACCAGACCCUGACAAGAGAGCCUGUGCUAAUGACUUGCUUGUUGAUGAGUUCUUAAAAGUUUCAAGCAAGAAGAAAAAGACACAACCUAAGCUUUCAGCUCUUUCUCCUGGAUCAAAUGAAUACCUUAGGAGCAUAUCCUUGCCGGUCCCUGUCCUGGUGGAGGACACCAGCAGCAGCAGUGAGUACGGCUCCGUUUCUCCCGACACGGAGCUGAAGGUGGACCCCUUCUCUUUCAAAACAAGAGCCAAGUCCUGCGGAGAAAAGGAAGUGAAAGGAAUGCGGACCCUCUUUUUGAGCAUUCCAGAUGAGAACUUUGAAGAUCACAGUGCUCCCCCUUCUCCCGAGGAGAAGGACUCCGGGUUCUUCAUGCUGAGGAAGGACAGCGAGCGGCGGGCCACCCUCUACAGGAUCCUGAAGGAAGACCAGGACAAAGUUGUGAGAAACUUAAUGGAGUCUUUGGCUCAGGGGCCCGAAGAACCUAAGCUGAAGUGGGAGCACAUCACAACCCUCAUCACAAGCCUCAGAGAAUUUGUGAGAUCCACCGACCGAAAAAUCAUAGCCACCACUCUGUCCAAGCUGAAGUUGGAGCUGGACUUCGACAGCCACGGCAUCAGUCAGGUCCAGGUGGUGCUCUUCAGCUUCCAGGAUGCUGUGAAUAAAGUUCUUCGGAAUCAUAACAUCAAGCCACACUGGAUGUUUGCCUUAGACAGUAUCAUCCGGAAGGCAGUGCAGACGGCCAUUACCAUUCUGGUUCCAGAACUGAGGCCACAUUUUAGCCUUGCGUCUGAGAGUGAUACAGCAGAUCAGGAAGACUUGGAUGCAGAAGAUGACCAUGAGGAGCAGCCUCCGAAUCGAAUUGUCCGAAGACCUCAUGCCAUCCUUGAAGAUGCUGUGGCUACCUCAGGGGUGAGCACGCUCAGUUCUACUGUAUCCCACAAUUCCCAGAAUGCUCACCGGUCACUGAAUGUACAGCUUGGAAGAAUGAAGAUAGAAACUAACAGAUUACUGGAAGCAUUGGUUCAGAAAGAGAAAGAAUUACAAGCACUCCUUCAUUAUGCUAUUGAAGAAAAGGACCAAGAAAUUAAACACCUGAAGCUUAAGUCCCAGCCAAUCGAUAUUCCUGGAUCACCUGCACAUCGCUCAACUGCUGGCAGAAAUACUGAAGAUUCUAAACUCACUGACUGGCUGAGAGAAAAUGGAGCUGAUGAAGACACUAUAAGUCAGUUUUUGGCUGAGGAUUACUCACUGGUGGAUGUUCUCUACUAUGUUACACGUGAUGACUUAAAAUGCCUGAAACUAAGGGGAGGGAUGCUCUGCACAUUGUGGAAGGCCAUCACUGACUUUCGGAACCAGCAGAGAGACAAACAGACUUGA